Messenger RNA from Huiozyma naganishii CBS 8797, 1011 nucleotides. Its product is annotated as S-adenosylmethionine-dependent methyltransferase. The transcript has a single exon. NCBI's taxonomy places the organism in Eukaryota, Fungi, Ascomycota, Saccharomycetes, Saccharomycetales, Saccharomycetaceae. Bases 1 to 1011 code for a protein of 336 amino acids. Gene Ontology annotation, molecular function: S-adenosylmethionine-dependent methyltransferase activity. The record is from RefSeq and is a predicted model, not a curated record.
AUGAACUCGCUUUUUCUUCAAGCGAUUCUAACCUUCAAUAUUGAACAGCCAGCUGGUUUUGCUGCAAGGGACAUUGAAACUUGGCCAAGUCCAUCAGAACUGGAUAAGAUUGAAGUUGUGUCCAUUUUGACACAGAUUAAUCGCGAGUGGUCCGGUGAAUGCGAUGGUGAAAGGGUUUAUCUGAGAGAAAGACUCAAAAAAUGUUUGGAUCAUGUUGACAUUUCUGUUCGAAACAAGGGCUUGCUCGAAGUGCUUAACCCAGGAUGUGGGACAGGUCGGUUGUUGGUAGACGCGGCUUUAGAAGGCGUUGCGGUAUGCGGGUCUGAUAUAUCGAUUCAUAUGAUGCUUGUUGCAAACUAUAUGCUAAAUGGUGGCCUGCAAAUGCACGAAUGGGAGAUAUACCCAUUUGUUCAUGCAUUUUCUCAUUGGCAAAACCGAGAGUGUCAAUUGAGGGCGGUUAAAGUUCCGAAUUUGAACCUGUGCAAUAUUCUAUCAAAGUACGGUCGAAUGGAGAUGGGUUACGUAUCGUUUGUGAAUGGAUAUGGACCCAAUGUUGGUAUUCGCUACUCAUCUGAAUACAAAUUCAACCCUGAUAUUGAGGUCUCAAGGGCAGCUGCCAAAAAUAAAUUUGACUUUGUAGUGACCAAUUUCUUCCUUGAUACUGGUAGCAAUAUGCUGAGCUACCUACAAACGAUACAGCACUGCUUGAAGCCGGGCGGUAUAUGGUUGAACUACGGUCCCCUGCUGUACCAUUUUAAAUCAGAAGACGAAACAGAAGCAGUUUUCGAUAUAAGCAUACCCGGUGGCGAAAUUAUCAACCAGCACGGGGAAGUUCCAAUGUCAGGCUUGGAGCUAAGUGUAGAAGACAUUGUCCGCAUUGCAACUCAGCGGCUCGGAUUCACUAUUUUAGAAAGAGAGGACGGCAUAGUGAGCGGGUACGGUUCUCCAUUGGGCAAUAACGGUCUACCAGGAUACAAGUGUCACUACUGGGCAAUGCAAUUGAGUCAGUGA